AGCACAUCUAUGGCAUGAGAGCUGACUUGCCAGAUUAUCGACGACAACCAGAACUUUCCUUUUUUGACGUUCCUUUCUAUUUCCCUUUCUAUACUGCUUACGUUGAGGGAUGGGCGUUGUAUGCCGAGUACCUCGGUGUGGAAAUGGGACUUUAUAAGGAUGACUAUGAACUGAUGGGUAGAUACAGCGCGGAAAUGCUUCGAGCCUGUCGUCUGGUUGUCGAUACUGGUCUACAUCACUUCAAUUGGGAGCAGCAAAGAGCUGUUGAAUACAUGUUGAACUACACCUCCUUUUCACGCGAAGCUAUAACUAUAGAGGUUAACCGGUACAUAACCUGGCCGGGACAGGCAUGUGCUUACAAGAUCGGAGAAAUUCGUAUAAGAGAGCUCAGAAGGAAAGCAGAAUCUGAACUGGGUUCAUUGUUUGAUAUCCGCGACUUCCAUUCCGUCGUUCUGACAAAUGGUGCUAUGCCACUGAGUGUACUGGACGACACCGUUAAUGACUGGAUCACGACAAUAAAGAACAAUCCAAAACCAGUAUCA
Messenger RNA from Mizuhopecten yessoensis (Yesso scallop), 542 nucleotides. RefSeq lists its product as uncharacterized. The record is from RefSeq and is a predicted model, not a curated record. The annotation marks the transcript as partial. NCBI's taxonomy places the organism in Eukaryota, Metazoa, Mollusca, Bivalvia, Pectinida, Pectinidae. The transcript has 5 exons.